AGGGAGGCAGAGUUAUCCGGUACACAAACCUACACAACGUCAUCCUCCCUCCGCUUUACGCCCAAUUUAUUUUUUAAUUGAAACAUUUUUCUCCCACUCGGUGAGUACCUUCUUCAUGGCAUUUUCCUAAGCAUAUUUUUGUCCUCUUUUCCUCCUUGUCUUGUUGUUCAGACAUGAGAAAUUUUGGUUUUACUGGUGGGUUCUAAUUUUCUGAAUGCAAUGAUUGGAAUGUUGGAUGCACAGAAUUCAGCCUCUGGAAUAUACGUGCUUGCGGAGCUCUUGAUAUUUUUCAUCCCUGAAGCAGUUGUACUCCGACACUCUUAUCCCCGGUUCUUUCUUUCUUUCCUUUUCUCUUGUCUUAUUUUGGUGUGGUUUUAUUUGCUUCUUGUCUUUGAUCUUGCUGUGGUCUUCAGGUCUUUGAGAUGGGAUUUUGCUUUUCAACUAGCACGGUGUGGUAGGAUGACUGGAAAGACUCUCUCUCUCUCUCACACACACACUCCCCCCCUACACAACCACCCACCCUACACACUCUGACGUCUCUUCUCUCCUCCUCGGUCAGUCGGUCAGGGUACAGUAGGAUGACUGGUAAGACUCCCACCAGCAACGUGACCAACAAGAAUGACCCACGCUCCCUCAACUCCAGAGUCUUCAUCGGCAACCUCAACACGGCGGCGGUAACCAAGGCCGACAUCGAGACCCUCUUCGCCAAGUACGGCAGGAUCGUGGGUUGCUCCAUCCACAAGGGCUUUGCCUUCGUCCAGUACGGCAGCGAGAGGAACGCGCGAGUGGCUGUAGCAAGAGAGAACGCCAGGGUCAUCGCUGGACAGCCCCUGGACAUCAACAUGGCAGGAGAACCGAGACCCUACAGGCCAAAGGUGGUGGGCUCCAAGAGGCCCCUCUCCUCUCUCUACAGUGGCUAUGAGUUUGACUACGACUAUUACAGAGAGGAUUUCUACAGCAGGUUAUUUGAGUAUCAUGGACGCGUGGUGGAACCCCCCAUCCGAUCGCCGAUACCUGCCAAACGAUCUCGUGUCGUGGUCCCGUCCCUGCGGCGAAUCAAAUCUUCCUUGCCGGUCAGGACCUGCUCUGACUCCUUUUCUUCUUCCAGACCUCUUCCUCCGUCCUCGCCUCUACCUCUCACUUCUGGGUCUUCAGCUGCAGGACCUAUGUUAAAGACCGACCAGUUGGUAACCAUCAAACAAGAGCUGUCCCAGAUUAAGACCAAGAUCGACUCUCUACUGGGGCGUCUGGAGAGGAUUGAGAGACAGCAUCGCACAGAGGCAGCCCAGAGGAAACAGGGAGGAGUGUAUAAGUGUCUCCGUGCCAAGACCGCGGACCCCCCCGGAGACGUGGAGGCGGGAGAGAUGACAGACGAAGCCAACGAGGAUGUCUUUGACGAUGAAGGCACUAACGAUAUGAUAGAAAACCACUUAUCAGACAUUGACAAUUGAGAGAGGGAGGUAAAAAUAAAGCCUCAUUGGUCGUUUGAAGAACCAAUAGAGAACAUCAGGACCUGAAUGACAAAAUCAAUGGAAAAAAGGAAAAGACUCUGAGAGAAAGACUCGUGGACCAGUGUGCUUGUUUGCCCAUCAAGACACAACACUGUGUGCGUAUUGAUGCGGUACUACAAUGUUGUACUUUAAUUUCAUACAAUACAUUUACCAGACUACUGUAUUUUAUUCUAGUCAUCUAAGAAAUGAGUUAAUGCAGGGUGUGAAAAAGAGUUGCUCUCAUUGAGUGUGGCUUACAUGCACACAAUAAUGCGAUUAUUGUGGAUAGUCAGAUUAAUAUAAUAGUUCAAUUAAAACGUUUACAUGCUUUGCAAGAGGAACGAUUUCCCUAAUAAUCCUGUUUACAUGGACACAU
Molecule: messenger RNA, 1866 nt
Organism: Salvelinus fontinalis (brook trout)
Lineage: Eukaryota; Metazoa; Chordata; Actinopteri; Salmoniformes; Salmonidae
Product: RNA-binding Raly-like protein
Exons: 9
Coding region: 579-1451 (290 amino acids)
Cellular component (GO): nucleus
Molecular function (GO): RNA binding
Source: RefSeq, a predicted model, not a curated record